Molecule: messenger RNA, 9609 nt
Organism: Cylicocyclus nassatus
Lineage: Eukaryota; Metazoa; Nematoda; Chromadorea; Rhabditida; Strongylidae
Source: the annotation of a GenBank genome assembly
AUGCUUGAGAACAUUGUUGCGUGGGUUCUUAACAACUACAUAGGUGAAUACCUUGAAGACCUGAACACAGAUCAGUUGUCUGUGGCACUUCUCUCAGGACAAGUAGAGCUAGAAAAUGUGCCUUUGAAGAAAAGUGCUUUGCGCAAACUUGAUUUACCAUUAGAGGUGAAGGCUGGUUUAUUGGGGAAGCUCACGCUCUCUGUGCCUAUAACACAUCUGAGAAGCGAGCCAUGGGCAUUGAAGUUGAGCGAUGUUCUCAUCAUUGUCGGUCCUCCAACACCUGAUCGCCGAUAUGACGUGGAAGCAGUGGAACGUGUUGAACAGCAAAAAAAGGAACAAAUGUUAGAUGAACUAGAAAAGCGACAUACAACAGAGUUAUUGUCAUUCCUUGGUAUCACUGUUCCGGCCUCACAAGACACGUGGUGGGGUGCAUCUUUGAUUUCUACAGUGUUAAAUAAUAUUCAGUUGAUACUUAACAAUGUUCAUAUUCGUUAUGAAGAUGAUUUGUCAUUGCCCAAUGGACUUGUAUUUAAUUGUGGUGUACGUAUACAAACAAUGACGAUGCAGACGACUAAUGCUGCGGGAAAGCCUGGAUUUGUUGAGCCUCAGUCGGGUGUGAAUAUAUUCAAAAAACUGGAAUUGAAGGGGUUUAGUCUCUACUGGAAUUCGGAUCAAAAAUUAUCGGAGCAUUUGAACACACCAAAGAAUUUGCGGGACAUACUUGCGCCGGAAGACCCUAGCAGUGCUUUUAUCAUCCAUCCUUGUAGUGCUGAGCUAAGAAUGGAAAGGAAUUCUAGCAAAUUUCCGCUCAAAGGGCAUACUCCUAGGUUUAAGUUCUUCCUGCUACCGGAAAAGAUUACCAUAGAAAUGACAAGGCGGCAGAUGGCCGAACUAAGGGCUCUCAAUCGAGAAUGGGCUCGAUUCGAGCGAGCACGACAACAUAGGAAGUGGAGACCAUUGACGAAAAUUGGCGAAAAUGCAGGAGAAUGGUGGCGAUUCGCUUACAACCGAGUAAGUGAGGACACACGACGAGCGCAGGCUCGUCGUUCUUGGCACUUUGCUCUCACUCGCGCACGUCACCUCAAUGCAUACUGUAGAGCGUAUCGGCGGCGGCUUUUAGCUUUGAUAGAAAACCCUGAGUUAAAGAACGCUACCACCGAAAAGGUAGAAGAGGACAAUACGCAGUCAUCAUCGAGCAAGCAAGGUUCACCCGUGCAUGGCCCGCAUGAGGAUAUCGUUAUCAUGAAGCAGAUUGAGCACGAUUCCCAAUAUACGUAUCAUGAGCUACAUCUUUUUCGGGAGACCGUUUUCCGUAAGCUUGUGCGAGAGAAAGCCAAAGAAAAAGGCACUGACCUUUCGUCUACCAAUGACGACGUCUUUGAGAACAUUGACACUCCAGUAGAAGAAAUUCCAUCAGUGGAUGUAAUGCGCAGCGCACAAAAAGAAAGUGGUGGUUUGUAUGGAUGGAUAACGAGUUUUUUCACGCAGGAAGAAAGUAAAAUGGACAAGGAGGAAGCUUUCGAUUUUCGAAAACUGGACUUGAAGGAUUUUGGAAGUUUGCCAAAGUCAUUCAACGUGAAGGAAAUGGAAGAAGAGAUUCUGGAUGUCCUGCACGAAUCCUGGGAUGAUUCUACGUUGUUAAGACGCGAUAUGCUAUUAGCAGAGAUAGCGAUGCGUCUCGAGCAUAUGACUUUACGCUUCAUUGAUACUAUAAAGCUCGCCCAAGCUGAGCAGCGUCGAGUUCUAGCAAUGGACUUAACCGGUGUGACUUCUCGAGUCGAACUUAGUCCUCGACAGCAUUCCUUGACAGUGUCUCUAGCUGUUAUGGAUAUGGGCAUCCAACGUUUGAGAACGGGACAUCUCCCUCCAAAGGAUGGUCGUGCUUAUGAAGACUUGGACGAGUCAUUCAUGUUUUCGUUAGCUGAAUCAACAAAGAUACUCCUUGCUGUUGGCAAAAAGGACAGUAAUGAUGAGAAUAAUGACCCAAUGUUCAGGAUGUUGUACCGGCGUCGAUCACCUCGUCUGAUUGUACGACAUACCAUAGAGGGGACAUUUCGCCCUGUGUCCGUCAUGUAUGAAGAAAACGCUUUAGCUGGCUUAUCAACAUUGUUCACCGACGAUCCGGCCAUGUUUGUCACGGGUACACAUUCUGACGUAGAUGGCGACUCAGGUGCACAACAGCUGUCCGCUACGGAAUCACAUGUGUUUGUUAAUUUGCACAUACCCAGUGUAACAAUGGAACUGAGACGUCGAGGAUGGACAGAACAAACGCGUUCAUCGUUUGAAUGGGAAGCUGGUGAUCCAUUUGCUUGCUUAAAUGUAAAGAAUGUAUCUAUGGGCUUUGUCACUAGGGAGGCAUAUGUUUCCAAGAUAAAAUUUGGAGUAGGGCACUUAGAGCUGACUGAUUUGAUGGAACGGACGAUCUAUCCUUUGGUUUCCACAGGAAAGGGAGUCUUUGGAAUAAAUAAAACUCUCUCCACUUCUUGUCCCGAUCUUUCGGAAGUUAGUAUUCCUACUGAAAACGUCUCGUCCUCGCUUCCUUCAUCAUCCUUCUUGGACAACUUCCCUUCUGUUCAUACAUCUCGGAAAAUUAGUGGUGCUAUGGAUCCAAGAAAGCCAGUUGAGGAGAAAGAAGCAACAGUGUUAAUCACUAUUGUAGAUCCCAAACAUCCAAAGUUUGAAGCAAAGUACUCCAAGAAGAAUUACGAUGUUGAUAUCGAGUUGAAUGAGUUAGAUAUGGGAAUGAACAGAAGGACAUGGACAGGACUGUUAGACUUGGCUGGUUUACUGGGAGUUGAAGAAGUGGAUGAAGUGACGGAGCCAGAAGCUGAACAAAAUCUCACGAUCAAACCCAAACUCAACCCACUACGUGUCGGUUUUGCCGUACGAGUCGGAUCGUGGCGCAUCGACAUGAACUAUCCUGCUAAUUCGACAAGGUUGGGAGCAGUUCGACUGGAAAACGCAAUGAUGAGCGCUAUGCUAAAAUUAUACGAGGACGUGGAAACGGUGUCAGUGGCGUUGCUUGUCGAUGGUCUACGCAUUGAUGAUCGCACACCGUUCUACUCUGAAUUGUAUCCAGAACGAGUCAUCUUGAGCCAUGGCGGCACUAGCGUUUUGCCUGCACAUGCUGAGAUCAAGAUUUUGAAAUACCUGGGUGAAGAUAGCUCUAGAGAAUGUGAUCUGAGAGUUGAUGUUAUAGUGCCGGAAACAAUGCAGCUGUAUUACAUCCACACUCACAGAUACUUCUGCGCAUUGAUGGAUUUCUGGCUGCAGUUCAAUGAGCUGCAAGACCAAAUUGCCAAGAGCAAACGCCUUAAUGUUGUCGAUGGUAUACGCUCCAAAGUCGCGCUUGAUGUUGAUGUAAAAUGUCCCACGCAUAUUGUGCUGCCCUUAAAUCAGUGUAGUGAUCAACUAGUAGUGAUUGAAUCGGAUGGGCUCAAUCUCAAAAAUACAUUCAAGCCAAUGAGCCGAGUUGACGAUGUCUUCCUAAAGAACUGCAUCGACAACGACUAUGGAUAUGACACAUCCGUUGAUUGCCUUCUUGAUUGCGCCAAGGCUGUGUUGAAAGAAGUACGAGCUUAUGAAGGACGGAGGAUGUUUGUGCCGUUGAGAAAAGAAGAUCAGAGCGCUCGCGUACUUGGACGAGGUGCAUUCGACUCUACUGAAAUUGUGUCGUCUAUGGAAUCUGUAUUCAGUCGUCAUUUUGACCUAUCAGUUGAUGUAUUCAGAAACCUUGAUGGACUUCGAUCACAUAAUGCACCGGAUUUGACUAUCAUAACCAGCAUUGAGAAAUUGACAUGGCGGAUGACAUCGGAUUUCUAUAUCUUGUUUCGUGGUGUGCUUGAGAAGAAUUUUGGCGACACUCUUAUUCCAAUUCCUGAAACGAUACCUAUCGAAAUUCUACAACGGCCAACUACCGGAUGUGAAGUAGGAUCCGAUUCGAAAUAUGCUACGCUCUCCUUCCGCUUGCUGUUAGAUGAAGUGGAACUGGAUUGCAGAGUUCCCCUUCCUGGACACAGGCCAAAUCAAAGCGCGCUGUUUGGCAAGCCUUUUACACCAUUUGCUGCGAUGCAGCUACAGUGUGCUCGUGUCAGCUUCGAUGUCUUUAUUGAUGGUCAAAGUGAGCUUGAUCUGGUAUGUGAAAGCACCAACCUCGUGGAUACGAGAAGAGUGCAAGUUGGUAGUGGUACAAAAAAUCUGUUUUCUACGAUAUUGCAACCUCGGGAGUAUUCUGAUAAGAAAUUUCCACUAAUGUCCGAAGCUCACAUUAUGAUGAGGAAAGACGAAGUGCCGGUGGUUACGCUGGUGUUAAUGCAUUCGCGUGUCAUCCUACUGUACGAUUGGCUGAAUGACGCAAAGAGUUUCGUAUUGCUCAGCAGUGAUUUCGUGCCAAAAUAUCGUGAUGAGAACUUGAAAUAUCCUCCCAAUGGUGGAGUCAUAGCACGAAUGGGAAGUGUACCGCCAGAACAACCGCAGACACUAUCGCUGAAAAUCACUUUGCGAGAUUCUGACUUGUAUCUGCUUGAAAAUCCCAGUAUGCCGAAUAGCUGCGCUAUAGUGGCCACCACCAAUGCUGUAUUGAAUUUGAACGAUGCUGAUGGGGUGAUCUCGGCCAAUUUGGAGAUUCAGAAUAUGUCCAUCGCUUGGUGUUGUAUGCAAGACGAGAGGCGAACUCUAAACCAGUGUUCCAACGAGUUCAGCAUUGGUGUUGGCAUGUCCAUGAAUCAGGUGAUAACGCCGAUCUCAGAGGGUUCCCGAGGGUUACCAUCGCUGGCUAUGAAAAGGCAUUCUGUCGAGGUCGACUUGAAUGGAGUAAUUGGCAGACUAUCUUACAAGGAUAUGCAAGUCCUACGAACGACGAUCGAGGGAUACACGAGGAAUUUCUACGAAAAUAACACUAAGACAAUGAUUCCAGUUAUUGGAAAACCUCCGCCUCCAAAGAUUAUCGAAGUUGGACGGGUGCUGAUCAAAACUGAACGAGCAGACUUAUGGCUACUAGAUGACUUUCAAGGCAAAUCCAUUCCACUACUGAGGAUCUCUUUAUCAAAUGUCUCUGUUGAUCGACAGUCAGAAGAUCGCAUGGUGUCAAGCUUUGCGCUAUCGGUUGACUACUUUAAUCAGAGAGUAUUCGGAUGGGAGCCAUUGUUAGAGAAAUGGUCAGUGCUGAGAUUUCUGAUGUCCAGAAAGGAUAAUACUCACAAUGUGGAUCUGGUUGCGGAAUCAAGAAGCACUCUAGAUAUCAACAUCACUCAGCAGUUAAUGCAGCAAGCAGUGCAGUUCGCUUCACGAUGGUCAGCCAUCCGUGCUUCACUCGAACACGAUGAUUUUCGAAAGAGCUGCGUGAGAUCGCGAUCUGAUCAUUUACCAUAUUCGUUCAAAAAUGAGACAGGAUGUGAAGUUAUCUUCACCACUGCUGUCGAGGACAUCCAGCUGGCUCGGAAAGAGCAACGAAAAGCUAGCGUAAGGUGGAUAACCGUUCCUAAGGACAAAGAGCACACUUUUGAGUUUCCAGCUCGAUUACUAUUAUAUUCGCAUUCUGAGCGUGAGCCUCCUCGUCAGCUAAUUGUCCGAGUGAAUGGUUGGGACGAGAUCUCGCCAGUGCAUGUAGACGCUUGUGGCACCUACUUCAGGCUGGUUAAGGCAACCAAGAAAAAUAUGCCGAUGGCAAGGGUUGUAAUCCGAGUAACUAUGGAAAAAGACGGAAAGAAAGUCGUUGCUGUUAGAUCAUCUAUUGAUAUUUACAAUCAGUUACCUCAUGAGCUUGCUGUAUAUAGCGCUGAAGAAGGAGAAGAACUCAUGCUCAUUCCACCUUCACAAGCAAAACCAGUGCCUUUAACAUUUGCUCAUUGUCAGUUUAUGGUCAGACCUGAAGGUUGUCAAGUGCAGGAGAAGGCGGAAAUUAUCUGGAAAGGCGUGCGUGUCGCUGGAGAGACUGUCAACAAAACGCAGUAUCUGGAAAGUUCCAAAACUUACUAUAAUUACUGGAUGUGCACUUCAGUACGCCGCGAGCAUUAUCCAGACCAUGAAGGUUUGCCUGGUCACUCCAUUUAUGUAGUAGCACCGCUCACCGUUCAGAACCUCUUGCCUAUCGAUGUUGAGAUUCACAUACUGGAUAACGUUUUUCCUGUCGCAGCUGGAAAACAACUGAUGAUAACAACGGUGGACAUAACCAAGACCUUGACAGUUCGAGUAAUCACAGAUCGCCUGAGAACUGUGCAGGAAUGUUAUAUCUCAAAAUCGAAUAUUGGCGAAGGGCAUCUGGUAUCAUUGAGGCUACAAGAUGCAAAGGGACGACCUUUGGAUAUGUACGGCAAUGUUCGCUUAGGUGUGGGCGGAUCCAUAUCUCUUUCCUUAUGGGUGCCUUACUGGAUAGUGAAUAAGUCAGGUAUUCCUUUGAUCUUGAAGCAGGAGGCUACUGAAAACGAGGCUGCUGGACAAAUGUCCGAGCACGAGCAAGCCAAGGAUCGGCAUCCAUUGAUGUUUAGCUUCGCUGAUGAUGGUUGUCCCAAGCAAUGCGUAGUUCGAGUGGGUAACGGAUUAGCCAAGGAGCCGAAUUAUCGUCCGCGUUACAGUCAUAGGUUUGCUCUCACACCUGGUGUGCAAGCUUUGAAGCUAAGUGUUGUGCACGAAAGCUUGCCUACUUUAUACUACAAUAUUGGAGUCGAAGUACGAGCCGGUACAGGGAGAUAUAAGGACACCCAAGUUGUGUUGCUGACUUCACGCUAUGUUAUCAGCAAUCAAUCGUCGUACACGAUAUCUGUGUGCCAUCAUGAUCUUAUUGACCGGCUGUCAGAGCAUGUACACGUUGCCUCUCAGUGCAGCCUGGUAUGGAACGAAAAUUAUGAGGAUUGCCGACAGCUCUGUGUACGGCGAAGUGAUGUCCGUCACUGGAGUUGUCCAUUUCGAAUAGAUCGAAUAGGGUCGUUUCAUAUCACGAUGAGAGACGCUGACGAAACGCCGAGAUUCGUUCGAGUAGAGAUCAUACUCAACAGUGCUGUUUUUUGCGUUACUUUCACUGACGCUGAAUAUUACCCUCCGCCAAUUCGGAUAGAAAACCAUUCUGACGUGCCCGUUUUAUACCAGCAGCAAUCGGAAGGUCCUAUCGGACAGCACCUGAGGACAAUCUGUAAAGCACGAAGUCAUAUAGAUUACGCUUGGGAUGAUUUGUACGGGAGUCGAAGAAUAGUUCUACAGGUCUACGAGAACAAAAGCCAUGUUUACGAUCCGUCGGUGAAGGGAAUUGGACCGCAGCUUGUCUACGAGAAUCAUAUGUACAUUCAGCUAGCGUCUUCCUUCAAUGGCACAUCGAUCUCAAAAAGAACCGAAGAGAAUGAACUCGUCCUUGAAACAUUACAAAAAGGCAAAGUCAUUUUGAACAAGCAAAACAGAGUGGAUGCGAACAACGGUAAUCAGUUAUGGAUUUUCUGCAAGGAUGGAUGCAUCGAAAACAUAGGAAUGACCUUCAGAGCUAGGACAAGAAUGGUACUCGAUGUUUUGGAGCGAAUGAGUUUCCAGCUGAUGAUGACUCCUCGACAGUCAUCGCGAGAUAAAUUCCAAAAGUGGACGUUAACAGCGGACGGAACUCUUUGCUGUCCAGGGCUUCCCGGUAUGGCUGUAACACAUCGUGCACCUGAAAUCUGCAUGGCGAAGUGCGACACAAGUCGGGGUGAAGUGACAGAUCCAUCUUCGCAGAUUUGGCGAAUACAGCGGCAGAGACCUGGUAGUGGCAUUCUGGAAGUGGAAUGCUUACACAAUGGUCCUACGUUGGUCGUGAGAAUAACUGAUCGAGAGGAUCGUAUGAGAAAUAUGUCAGUACCGUCGUUUUCCAGGCCAGCUAAACCAGCCGGACUGGAAAUGAAUGUGACUAUGCGCGCCGGUCUCGGCAUUUCACUGGUGAAUGGAAACCACGAGGAACUAAUCUAUGCACGAUUCGAAGGCAUCGUUUUGAGUGCAAAGCGUCUCGAGGACACUUACCUGAUGACGGGAAGCGUAGACAAGCUUCAGAUUGACAAUCAGCUGCUCUACUCUGAUCGGUGGCAAGUACUGUACUGCCAGCCUGAAGUAAUUGGACUAGAUGAAGAGGGUAGUGGAGCGUACAUAAAUGGAGAUUUACCUCCUGGCGUAUGUGGAACGCCGCGACCUGCAUUGAAAUUGGAGAUGAAUUGCACUCCGAAGAAACACUACGACGCUUUUGAUUGUUUCCGUCUGAAAUUAUGUGAUCUCGAUGUGCAGCUGGAUGAAUUAUUGCUAUGGAAGCUUGUCCAGUUUGCCCAAGCGUCAGAUGCAGCAUCGAGUGUCCAGCAGAAAACUCUCAGUCUACCUCCAAAUACUGACUUAGAAAGACCGGAUCCACUACGCACAAGAAGAUGGUACUUCGGAAAUCUGAUUCUCGAAAUGGGGCAGAUAAACUUGAGUGUGGUAACUGUGUCAAAGUCCAGCCUGCCGCUUGAAUGUCGGCAACUAAAACAGCAGUUCAAUAUGAAGCUUGUUUCGUUUGAAAAUGCGACUGUCAGUUUGCCGCCAUUUCGUCAAUUUCAUUACUUUGAGACAAGCUCAUUUUUGCUAGAAAGUCUGCAGAAAUUCUAUUUCGCUGAACUACAAAAGCAGACUUUGAACAUCGUGGUAACAUUAGAUGCUUUUGGAAACCCACAGGGGCUGGUCACUGAUCUGAAGGAUUCAUUCCAGGGUUUGUUCAUUGAAGGGGAUUUACAGAGAUUUGUUGCUGGUCUCGGUUACGGGGUCUCGAACAGCAUAUCUAAGUUGGCCUCGUCCGCGGCUUCUGGCGUAGGCGCAUUAACCUUUGAUCAAGAACAUGAAGCGAAAAGACGGCAUAACUUAAUACGAUCUCACAGUACAACUACAACACCUUUGUCGCAUCUAUACUCUGGUGUGAAAGGACUUGGUGUAGGUGUUCUUGGCGGCAUGACUGCUAUCGUGACGAACACCAUUGCCGAAAGUCGCAAGAGCGGAAUAAUGACGGGUGCAAUCCGGGGAAUAACAACAGGAGCUGUUGACACCGUAACGAAACCUGUGCAAGGGCUGUUUGAUCUUGUGGAAGGGACAGCUUCAGCCAUGAAGGAGUUAGCUGGACCAUCGACAAGCAGUGGCCGGCGAGCUGCUGCUAGCGGGAGGAUACGACCACCACGAUUGUGUCGUAACCUUUAUCAUCUUCUCCCUCCUUACAGUAUACAGCUGGCAAAGGCUCAAAUGGAAAUGCUUCGGAUCAAUGGAUAUUCAACCAAAGAAAGGCUUCUUGAUGUUGAAGUAUGUCUUGAGCAGUUCAAAGGAGAAGAUUUGAUUCGGCAAUAUGUACUGAUAUCAACGAGACAAUGUUAUGUCUGCCGGCAGGUCAAUGCAGAACCGUCUAGCGUAAUUUUGCGGAUUCCGUACAAAUAUUUGAAGAGCGUCCAACCUCAACCAGAAUUGGAGAAUUCAUUAGCAAGUCUAGAGGUCAUUCUUGACACUGACGACCGCAGAACUCGUCCUUCACAUGUAUGGUGCGGCAGAUUUGAGGUGGCUAGGCGUUUAGCGGAGAAAAUGAUGCGAGCCAAGCACGAAUAUGACCAUAGCAAACGAACGCUUACCGCUCAAGAAUCUGAGAUUGGCUAG